AUGGAAUCUAUAAGAUCAGUUGUUCCAUCAAAAAAUACAAAUACUGAUGAUAAACAAUUUCAACAACCUGAUGAUGGAUCUCAACAUGGCUCAUUGUCUGUUUAUAAUGGACAAACUAAUUCCCAAAUUUCAUCAAGCUUUACUAAUAAACAGCCGUUUGAUAAUGUAAAUCCUACAGAACAAAUCAACACAUCAACUCAAUCUCAAUUUAAAAAUUAUAGACCGUCAACAUUGAAUCACUAUAAACCAUAUCUUAAUGAUUUUACCUCUACCCAUGGUCAACAUUCUAUUCCUAACCUAUUGCAUAUUAAUACAAUGACUCACAUUGAACCUAACCUGA
Messenger RNA from Cinara cedri, 340 nucleotides. Lineage: Eukaryota; Metazoa; Arthropoda; Insecta; Hemiptera; Aphididae. The record is from the annotation of a GenBank genome assembly.